GUUUCUAACAAACAAUCUAUCUACCCAUUAUAACACUAGGUUACUCACAGAGGUCUGCUGUCACAAUUGAAAAUUAAACAUGCAAAAUUCACCUACAAAGAAGAAAAAAAAUAAAAGAGGUCACAAGAAGAAAAAUGUCAAAGAAGAAAAAGAUGCGUUGCAAGAAGUGGAUAGAACCAUGUACAAUAUACAAAUAGCCGAUCUCACUGAAAAGCUCACAAGAGUAACGAAUAGGUGUGCCGAAUUGGAGAGAAAUAAUGAUUUGGAAAGAGAAAAAGCUAAUUCGUUGAAAGAGGGGCAAUGUGACAUCAUAGCAUAUUUAUCGAGACAAGUUGAAAUCAAAAAUAACGAGAUUAUUGAUUUAGAAAAUACUGUUUCGACCUUAAAAACAACUAUUGAACACCAAAAAAUAAACUAUGAAGACAUUAUAAUGAAGAAGAAUGGACAAUUUGAAACAGUUUUUGGACAAUUGAAAGCAGAAAUUGGAUUGUUAAACAGUAAAGUAAAUUCAUUGAAUGAGUUUAAAAAACAAAGAUCUCAAUUAACUGAUAAGUUUUUGAAACAAGAGGAAGAACUAUCAAAACUAAAAGGAGAAAACAAUAAUUUACUUUAUGAAACUGAGAAAAAACUUAUUAUAGCUAAAGAACAUAUGAAACGUCAAAAUGAAGCUAAGCUUUUGCAACUAUCUACAACAAUUCAGAAUAACCUACAAAAGUUAAUGUCUUCAACUUUUCAAAGAACUUUACAAGAAAAUGUUAAUAUUAAAGCUGAAUUAAAUAAAUGUUCGGAUAGUUGGUUCAAAAUGGAUAAGAAAUAUACGUUGCUGAAAUCAGAUAACUUAGAUUUGAAAAUCGAAAAUAAAAUGUAUAUGAAAGAAAAUAGCCGUCUAAAUAAAAUAAUCAUAGCUCAAAAACAGAUAAUGGAUGCAAUAAAAGCUAAAAAAUUAGGUCUUACCUUACAAGUACAAGAUUUAUCUACGAAAAAUGAGAGGAACCAGCGUAUUGCGUACAGGGCCAGCAGAAUAAAUACAACGAUGACACAGCUAAAACAGACGUUAAAAAGAAAAAACCGAAAAUUACGAAUCUUGACAAACAAUUUAGCAGCGAUGAAAGCUGAAAUAGAAACAUUGUGUUUGCAUAUAUACAAAAUGGAUUCGAUGCUAGUGACGACGACAAAGUCGAUGGAGAAAAUUUUGAAAUUGAACGAAGUUGACCAAUCGUUGAGCAAGUACAAGGGUAAUGUUUAUUACUCAUUUGUUGUAAAUUUAUACAAGCUUUUCAUUGCUACGAAGUUAAGAAAAGUAGAAAUCCGGGGAUUUGAUUCUAUUAAAGGUGUGAAAGUUACACUCUUGAACAUAAAAAAAAAACAAAGAUGUACACGUUCAGUUUUCAAAUUUCAAAGGAAUAAACUAAAA
Molecule: messenger RNA, 1414 nt
Organism: Melanaphis sacchari
Lineage: Eukaryota; Metazoa; Arthropoda; Insecta; Hemiptera; Aphididae
Product: cilia- and flagella-associated protein 157
Exons: 9
Cellular component (GO): cilium; ciliary basal body
Molecular function (GO): microtubule binding
Source: RefSeq, a predicted model, not a curated record